AUGUUGAGUAUUAUAGUUCUAGCGAUACUUGAAUUUGUGAAGAUGAGCGAGGGUGUUGUUGUGAACGAAAUGAUAGAGGGUGUGAUGAAUAUAGAAAAGAUUCAUCCCGUGUUAAGAUACUCCAUCGACUUUUCAUCGAAUGUUUCGAUUGAAGAGUACACCCUCAAUUUUUGGAAGAACGAAACUGCAAUGGUAGGGUUCUUUAGUUGCGAAUUUUGGAAUGGAGAACAUAAAGGUGUGGAUGUACCAAUUAGACUAGUGAUUGGGGCUAUUAAAGAUGAAAUGAAACUCAAGAUACCUUCAGCAAGGAGUGGUGUUAUCAAAUGUGAAAUGAAUUAUGUUGGAUUUGUUAAAAAGAAAGGACAAACGAAAAAAAUGUGGGAGGAAUAUAGAAUGAGGUUUGAAGGGAAUUUGUGCCCCAUGACACCAUACCAAACUAAUAUGUGUAUCAUGGAUGUGAGGUGUUUGUCGUCGCAAAUUAUCGGACACUCAUUGUACUAUGAAACUAUACAAACGAAUGAUAUCAACAUGGUCAGAUUUGUGGUUGAGGAGUACCAAGGAGGUGCAAGCAAUUACUUUUAUGUCGACUUUUAUAGUCGAAUAGAUCCAAUUAUAGUGAAGCGGGUCGAGAAGGAAGUUAUGAUAAAAAAUGAUUUAGCUGAAGUCACGGAACGAUAUAUAGAAAUGCAGAACUGUGGAGAGAAAGUGAAAGGUGGGUUUGUGCGAUUGGAGUACGAAAAGAGUGAAAAGGACUGCAUCACGUUCAAUAAGAUGAUGCUGAAAUUCAAGGACGAUAAGAAAGGAACUGCAACUGCUUUUGACUCAACAGGGCUUAUAGACGGAGUUACUGUGAGUUAUCGAGGAGAGUACACUGUAGCAUUUAUCACACCACGGUACCCACUUUUUGGAGGCUGGUCCGCCACUUUAAUGGUUACUCAUUCCAUCACACUUGAAUCUGAAGAUAUAAAUACUCAGAAUGGAAGUUCCGAGAUUGUAAGACGUGUCAAAAUUCCGCUGAUAACCACGACAAAUCCACUUGCUGUGGUUUCUUAUGAGAUCGUCGUCAAAUUUCCUGUCGGAACGAAAGUUUCCAAAUUUUAUCUGUUGAAAAAUACGUAUGGGACAACGACUGAACUCAACAUAGAGGAGUAUUUGUUGGGCUUAUUUGAUGGACCAGUCAUAAAAGUGGUUCUUUCAAACGUUGUAACAGACGCCAAUACACUCGAUAUGAUUGUUGAUUAUGUUGAGGGAGACAUGAGCUACAAGUAUUUCACAACUUCGCUGAUCAUCAUCUCUGUCAUUUUCUUUUUAAUUAUAAUUAAUUAUUUAACGUACUAUAUUUUAUCAAUUAACAUUUAUUAUAUUAAUAUUAGUAAAUUCAAUUAUUAG
Messenger RNA from Entamoeba invadens IP1, 1389 nucleotides. RefSeq lists its product as hypothetical. Lineage: Eukaryota; Evosea; Mastigamoebida; Endamoebidae. The record is from RefSeq and is a predicted model, not a curated record. The coding region runs from base 1 to 1389 and encodes 462 amino acids. The transcript is spliced from 2 exons. Gene Ontology annotation, cellular component: membrane; oligosaccharyltransferase complex.